This is a messenger RNA of Trichoplax adhaerens, 471 nucleotides long. RefSeq lists its product as hypothetical. The coding region runs from base 1 to 471 and encodes 156 amino acids. Lineage: Eukaryota; Metazoa; Placozoa; Uniplacotomia; Trichoplacea; Trichoplacidae. The record is from RefSeq and is a predicted model, not a curated record. Gene Ontology annotation, cellular component: cytosol; nascent polypeptide-associated complex. The transcript has 9 exons.
AUGAAUCAGGAGAAAGUUAAUAAAUUACAACAUCAAGUCCGCCAAGUCCGCAUUGGUGGCAAGGGGACACCAAGGAGAAAGAAGAAAGUUGUUCAUAGAAGUGCAACUACUGAUGAUAAAAAGUUACAGACUACCUUAAAGAAGAUUCCGGUCAACCAAAUUCCUAGUAUAGAAGAGGUCAACAUGAUUAAAAGUAAUGACACUGUUAUCCAUUUUGCAAAUCCCAAAGUACAAGCUUCUCUUGCUGCCAAUAUCUUUGCAAUUUCUGGUCAUGCAGAAAAUAAAACUGUUGCCGAAAUGAUACCUGGCAUUUUGAAUCAAAUGGGUGGUGAUAGACUUGCUAAUUUACAACACUUGGUUCAGAAAUAUGUGUCGGCAGGUGAAAAUCCUAAAGCCCCUGUAGAAGCCGAUGACGAUGUUCCAGAUUUGGUGGAAAACUUCGACGAAGCAUCGAAAGAUGAAUCUACUUAG